CCAAGUGCUCUCCCGUCAACUCCGGUACUCCACCAGAACGAGGAGUGCAAGCGCAGUCGACGUCAAGCGGCAGAGUGUUAGCUGUCAACUUACCGCAGUGAGGAUGCCAGGUGUCAAGAUGGUGGUUCUCUCCAAGGAAUACAGCUAUGUGGUCCUGACCGGUGUUGCCGGAUUUAUCAUGAUAACACACCUUGCUGUGAAUGUGGCAAAGGCACGCAAGAAGUACAAGGUGGAGUAUCCAACCAUGUAUAGCACAGACCCUGAACAUGGGCAUCUCUUCAACUGCAUCCAGCGUGCACACCAGAACACACUGGAAGUUUAUCCCUCCUUUCUGUUCUUCCUAGCUGUGGGCGGAGUCUACCACCCGCGUGUCGCUGUUGGGCUUGGCAUCACCUGGAUCAUUGGGAGAGUCCUCUAUGCCUAUGGCUAUUACACAGGAGAUCCUGGAAAGCGAAACAGAGGGGCCAUUGGUUCGGCUGCACUCAUUGGAUUGGUGGGGAACACUUUGUACUCAGCCUUCCAGCACCUUGAGUGGGUCUCCAGAGAGUAGCCAGCCUCCAUCCCCUUCACAGCUUUGUGGAGAAUCUCCAAGGUGUAGAAUGGUGGGAGGGUUCGGGGGAAGGUGUUUUUGGAUAAUAAACUUAACUAGUUUUUUCCUAAUUAAAAUUAAAAGGAAUUGUUUUCAUCUUGAAA
Molecule: messenger RNA, 693 nt
Organism: Gopherus evgoodei (Goodes thornscrub tortoise)
Lineage: Eukaryota; Metazoa; Chordata; Testudines; Testudinidae
Gene: MGST3
Product: microsomal glutathione S-transferase 3
Exons: 6
Coding region: 104-550 (148 amino acids)
Cellular component (GO): membrane; endoplasmic reticulum; nuclear envelope
Molecular function (GO): glutathione peroxidase activity; glutathione transferase activity
Source: RefSeq, a predicted model, not a curated record